AUGGCGCUUGUGCUCACGUACAAGAAUGGUUUUGCGCCCCUUAUUGACGAGCAUUACGCAGCUGCCAACAAGCUGGCGUAUGAACCAGCAGAGAUUCAAGCGUCUGUAGUUAUCGUAACAACGCGCAGUUUGGUGAGCUCGAAUUCUCGUCUUGUGCUUGUGUUCGAAUACUUUUCGUCGAGCUUUUGCCCGUCAGCGACUGCCAACAAGCCAACAAAAACUUGCAACGGAUCCGUGCAGUAA
Molecule: messenger RNA, 243 nt
Organism: Phytophthora nicotianae INRA-310
Lineage: Eukaryota; Oomycota; Peronosporomycetes; Peronosporales; Peronosporaceae
Exons: 1
Coding region: 1-243 (80 amino acids)
Source: RefSeq, a predicted model, not a curated record